AUGCUGGUUCCUGGCCCUGCUGGAAAUGGUGCAGUGAGCCGUAACUGCACCAGCGGAGGAUGGACCAGAGCUUUCCCCCCGUACCACAUCGCCUGCAGUGUGGAUGAUGACAUCCCUGAGACAGAGCAGUCAUACUUUGCCACGGUGAAGAUGAUUUACACCGUGGGCUACAGCAUCUCUCUAGCAGUGCUGGCUGUGGCUGUGUUCAUCCUGUUGCUCUUCAGGAGGCUGCGUUGUGCCAGGAACUUCAUUCACAUCCAGCUCUUCAUGUCAUUUAUCCUGAAAGCUGUGGCUGUGUUCAUAAAGGAUGCAACUCUUUUCUCGAGUGAAGACACAAACCACUGCACGCUUUCCACGUUUGCCUGUAAGGCCUCUGUGGUCUUCUGUCACUAUUGUGUAAUGUCCAAUUUCUUCUGGCUCCUGGUGGAGGCGCUUUACCUCAAUUCCCUGCUGCUUUCGUCCUUUUAUCACAGUCGUCCAUGCCUCUGGGGCUUCAGCCUGCUGGGAUGGGGUGUACCUGUGCUCUUCAUCGUCAUGUGGAUUGGAUCCAGGGUGUAUUUUGAGGACACAGAAUGCUGGGGAUAAUCAACCGAGGAGUCGCCCUAUAGGUGGAUCAUCAAGGGACGUUUGUUGUGGUCUUAUAGCGUUAAUUUCCUGCUCCUCAUGAACAUCAUCAGGAUCCUGAUACAGAAACUGAAUCCUCGUCUGAUCCACUUCAACAACUCGUCUCAGUACAGGCGCCUCACUAAGUCGACCCUCCUCCUCAUCCCUUUGUUCGGUACGCACUACAUGGUCUUCAAUUUUCUGCCUGACUACUUCAAUGUCAACCUGCGCCUGUGUAUCGAGCUCUGCAUGGGAUCCUUUCAGGGGCUCCUUGUAGCGAUCCUCUAUUGCUUUCUCAAUCAAGAGGUCCAAAAAGAGGUGCAAAUGCAGUGGAUGAGGUGGCAGGAGCGGAGCUAUGGUGUGGUGUCACCGGCUGCUAAAUGCAGUCAGAUGGACACACCCUUCUGAUGGUGAUCUUCACCCUCUGCCCACAGCUCCUCUGCUCCUCUGCUCCUUGUGAAGUCCCACAGGAUUGCCUUUGUGCAUGUCAUGUUCUGCAAUAGGCUGCACAGUAUGCACCAUAGUGGUUUAAAGCCAUCUCUGUACGUUUAUAAACCAUUCAAAAGAUGACCUUUUUAAAGACUCUGCUCCAGAAAGAAGGAUGACAUUUUAUGACAUUAUACACACACAUUUUAGAACAGAUCCUGCCAAUUUAAUUUCCCUUGAGUCACUGUGUCAGCAACUUCAGACAGUUCACCUUCCAGAUUUCCUCGGGCCCCUCUCUGGUUUUAUUAAAGAAUAAAGAUGUGAAGCAUAGUGCUUACCCUAAUGAUGAAGGAAUAAUCAAUUAUGUAAACCGUUUCACCGGAUAUGGGUUUUUAGGAACCAAGAAAAACACUAUCUUGUUGAGUGUGGUGGAUGUCGUCUCUAUAGAUGCUAAAGUUAGAUACAGUAGAUUACAUUCCAUUUAUCACUGUUGCUGUAGCGUAACCUGUUGAAAAUGUAAUAUACACAAAUUAUGAAUCACUCAGUUGACACAAGCUGAAAUUAAAAUGGGUUAUUACUGAUGUAAUUCAACAGCAGUAUAACAUCGUACUACAUAAUUCAUAUUUGAACUUAGAUUGAUUAUUUUGAGUUGUCUACACACAGGGAGAUGAGCUGUAAGUCUAUAUGUAUAUAUUUAUUCACUGAGCAAAAUUAUUUCUUUGUUUUUAUAUAUUAAUGUUUUAAUUCAAAGUGCGUACAAAUUGAUACCUUAAUGGCAGCUUAAUGAAUGGAUAUCUUAAAGUCUGCUCAUGAUACACAUUAGUGUCAGCUGCUAUAUGUGUGUGUUUUUUGUUUUUGCUUUUUCAGUGUAACCUGCACCUGUAACCUUUAGAUCGUUGACACACUGAUGAGAGUUGAGCAGCUUCUCACCUGUUGUGUGGUUUGAUGUCAUGAACACAAUACCAUGAACAUAAACUUUAUCAUGGUAAUUAUUUUUAAGUUAUUUUACAUCAAUGUAUAUGAUGCUGACAUUAUACAGCGGUUUGUACUGCAUACGAAGAACGAUACAAAUUGAGUGCCAUAAUUUGUUUACAGAUCUAUUUUUGUUAGAAAUUAAAAUGGAUGUUUAUGCUUUGUAUGUGUUAUAAGCCACAAUACUCUUACAGUGUAGUUUAUUUUAUGUAAACAAAACAUUUGUGUAAAACUGAAUGUAUAAAGAAGUCAGACCUUUCUCUGUUGUUACAUUUGGAAGUUGCUGCUAUUCUUGUG
This is a messenger RNA of Notothenia coriiceps (black rockcod), 2298 nucleotides long. RefSeq names its product growth hormone-releasing hormone receptor-like. Gene Ontology annotation, cellular component: plasma membrane. Gene Ontology annotation, molecular function: growth factor binding; growth hormone-releasing hormone receptor activity; peptide hormone binding. The record is from RefSeq and is a predicted model, not a curated record. Gene Ontology annotation, biological process: positive regulation of cell population proliferation; cell surface receptor signaling pathway; adenylate cyclase-activating G protein-coupled receptor signaling pathway. Lineage: Eukaryota; Metazoa; Chordata; Actinopteri; Perciformes; Nototheniidae.